AUGCGUUUUGGUGAGCUAGCUCCCAAAGGCAAAACCGUGCGGGUGAGCGGACCCAAAGUGGACAAUAUUCUACAGCGGGUGGACUGGGCUGUUACAGAUGGUAUCAGAGCCAGUACCCGGACUGGUGUUCCAGCGAGGACGCUGGCUCCCAAAGGCAAAACCGUGCGGGUCAGAGGACCCAAAGCGGACAAUAUUCUACAGUGGGUGGACUGGGCUGUUACAAUCAUCCUACCCAUCUUAGCUUCGUUCACAACCAGUGCCCCCGGUGUUAAACCUCUGACGAUCAAAUCAGUAAAGGGCUAUGGAAAGCUGUAUCAUUUAUUCCUUUAUGAUCCUGACCCUACACGUGUCCCUACUGGACCAUGUUUCGUAACUGCCUUACUAGUUCGACCGUUAGUCUAUAAAAGUGUCACCGCAGGUCGGCCUUUCCAUAAAAGAUCCCCCUAUUAUACUGCACCGAGCCUUUAUUACGCCGAGCUACAAUUACGACGAGCUAUUGCCAUAUCAAGCUACUAUUAUGACGAGCUCUCAACAUCUCUCAAUAUGUCGAGCUACUACAAUGGCGAGCUCUUACCACUCCCCAGCUCCACCACUAAUCGAGCUAAUACUAAGUCUAGCUACUCAGAUGUGAGGCUUUGCCAUACUAUAAUGCUGUCAACUGGGUCACUUGAGGUCCGAGCUGUUAAUCAGGCUAAGUUGUCUUCCCAAUCCGUCAUUCUAGUUAAUCCUGUUAAAUUGGAUGUUAAAAUAUCAAGAUUCCACCACCGUUUAGCUGUUGGAGGUGAUAAUAUCCCAACAGAACCCACCGAGAAAGACUCUAAACCAGUCCAAGGAUCAAAUUCUAAUGAUGGGCCCUCAUCAAAUGUUGCACCCAACAUAAAAGAGAACAGACUGCUGCAAAACUAUGUGGCUUCACAGUCAUCCAAUGGGCCCGUAUAUCCUGAUCCGGGCCCGUCCGCACCCAACUCGGGCCUGACCCCAAAACGGGCCCCACUAACAGCGAGAGAGAGGCUGAGGGCUGCUAGGGUGCUAAACCGUUAUAACGACUCGAAGCCGAUUAAGACAGGACUCGGAAGCAAUUUAUUAGAGGCUUUGAGAGACAGCGAUAAUGAGGGGAAUAGAAAGCGGUCGGGCCUUCCGGAAGCACCUACAAAUUUGUUUGACGACAGCAAGAGAGGUCUACCCAAGGAGGGGUGGACGAUCAAUCUCCCAGGAGUUGGGGCCAUACAUUUUAAUGAGUAUUAG
Messenger RNA from Striga asiatica, 1245 nucleotides. The record is from the annotation of a GenBank genome assembly. NCBI's taxonomy places the organism in Eukaryota, Viridiplantae, Streptophyta, Magnoliopsida, Lamiales, Orobanchaceae.